AUGAAGCAGGCAUAUGCCGCGAAUGCAGCCUACCGAGAAGCGAAGCAGAGUAUCCGCGAGAGACUCGAUAAAUUUUACGAGUGGACGAGUUCCGUCAUUUGGGACAGCCUGGGACAGCACGAUACGGCGUCGGAUAUUGAUUUGGCCAUGAUGCAGGGCAUCAUCCUGGAGACGGCAAAAUGCUGUAUCAGACGUAGAAAGACAUGA
Molecule: messenger RNA, 207 nt
Organism: Verticillium alfalfae VaMs.102
Lineage: Eukaryota; Fungi; Ascomycota; Sordariomycetes; Glomerellales; Plectosphaerellaceae
Exons: 1
Coding region: 1-207 (68 amino acids)
Source: RefSeq, a predicted model, not a curated record